Arxiozyma heterogenica is the source of this 2772-nucleotide messenger RNA. It is a transcript of the gene PRP5, whose product is annotated as DEAD-box RNA helicase PRP5. Gene Ontology annotation, biological process: mRNA splicing, via spliceosome. Gene Ontology annotation, cellular component: nucleus. The record is from RefSeq and is a predicted model, not a curated record. Lineage: Eukaryota; Fungi; Ascomycota; Saccharomycetes; Saccharomycetales; Saccharomycetaceae. Gene Ontology annotation, molecular function: RNA helicase activity; ATP binding; nucleic acid binding. The transcript has a single exon. The coding region runs from base 1 to 2772 and encodes 923 amino acids.
AUGGAAUCAGUAAGUAAACCUAUAUCAGAAACUACAAAAUCGAAACAACAGUUACUAGAAGAAAGACGAGCUAGAUUAGCUAAAUGGAAAUUGAAAAAGAUUCAAAAUCAACAGCCACCAAAGACUCUAGAUAAUGAUACAACAAAAUUAUCAUUGCAACCGUUAAAUCAAACAACAAAAAUUACCACCAUACCUACGUCCACCACUACCACAAUUAAUAAAAUUUUAUCCACUGAAAAUAAUAUUACUAACAACAUUCCUGAUGGAAGUAUAUCAAACAAAGUUUCAUUGAAUAGUAAUAAUAACAAUAAAGAUUUACAAGAUGAUAAAAGUUUAGCUAGGCAAAAAAAAAUAGAAGCAUGGAAGUUGAAGAAAAGACAGAGAGAUGCAUCUAAGAAUAACAAGGAACAAAGUUUAAAUCCAAGCUCAACUGUCAAUACAAUCGUCAACCAAAAAAAAUAUAAAAAAUCUAAAAAUAUACAUGGACCAAUUAUAUUUGAUGAAGAGAACCAUGCCAAUGACAUACUUAAGUCUAUGGAACCAUUAUCAUUCAAUCACUUCAGUACACCCGUUGCCACUAUCGAUGAAUCUUCAAAUGUUUUCAAAAAUAGUGAAAUGUCAGAGAACAAUAAUGACAAUGGUGUAGAUAUAUUCGAACAAUUAAUGGACAACUUGGAAAAAAAUGAAAUAACUAAUAAUAAAAAUAACAGCUCCUCUAUAAAUCUAAAUACCUUUGAUCUUUUUAACACAGAUGAGUCUGGCACAAUAGAUGAUGACAGAAUGGAAGAUUCUGAAGAUGAUAUAGAAACCAAAAAUAAAAUGAAAAGGGUAGCAAGAUUAAAAAAAUUAAAAACUGUUCCUGAUGUUAACUUUAAUCAAACAUCAUUAGAACCGAUUCGAAAAGUGUUUUAUCGCGAACCCAAAGAAUUAGAAAGACUAACUAUGGAUGACAUUGAAGAAUUGAGAUUAAGAUUAGGCAACAUAAAAGUCAAAGGAAAAAAUUGUCCAUGCCCUGUUCUAAGAUGGUCUCAAUUAGGAUUAUCAACAUCAAUAAUGGAUCUUAUUGAAAAUCUUUUUAAAUUUGAAACUUUAACACCAAUCCAAACACAGACGAUCCCUGCCAUUAUGUCAGGAAGAGAUAUUAUUGGCAUAUCUAAGACUGGCUCAGGAAAAACACUUGCCUAUCUUUUACCUCUUAUUAGACAUAUAAAAGCUCAAAGAGACUUAGCGAAAAAUGAAACAGGGCCUAUAGGCUUAAUCUUGGCACCAACUAGAGAACUUGCAUUACAAAUAAGUGAAGAGAUUGACAAAUUUUCAAAACUUGACAAGUCCAUAACAUCACUUUGUUGUACAGGUGGUUCAGAAAUGAAGAAACAAAUCACUGAUGUGAAAAAGGGUGUUAAGAUAGUAGUAGCAACACCUGGAAGGUUUAUUGAUCUUUUGACACUAAACAAUGGAAACUUAGUUAAUACAUCCAGGAUCUCGUUUGUGGUCUUAGAUGAAGCUGACAGAUUAUUUGAUUUAGGGUUUGAGCCUCAAAUUACUCAAAUUAUGAAGGUGAUCAGACCAGAUAAGCAAUGUAUCUUAUUUAGUGCUACAUUCCCUAACAAGUUGAAAAAAUUUGCCAUAAGAGUCCUAAAGGAUCCAUUGAGCAUCACGGUCAAUUCGGCUAAUAUGGUAAAUGAAAAUGUUAAACAAAGUUUCAUGAUCUGUAACAAUGAUAUUGAAAAGUUUAAUAAUUUAUUAAUGAUAUUGGAAAAUCAUUUGAAGAGUAUUGUAAUGUCAAAAUCCAAUGAUAUUGAUGAAAAAAUAAUUAUAUUUGUAUCUAGUCAACAAACAUGUGAUACAUUGUAUGAAAAACUAGAUAAUUAUAAUUAUGAAAUCUUUUCAAUACAUGCAGGUAAAUCUUACCAAGAAAGAGUGACCAACCUUAAUGAUUUUAAACAAACACCCAAUAGUAUUUUAAUAUGUACUGAGGUGCUUUCACGUGGUUUGAAUGUUCCAGAAGUUUCUUUAGUUCUUAUAUAUAAUUCUAUUAAAACGUUUGCAGAAUAUGUCCAUACUACAGGUAGGACUGCGCGUGGCACAAAAAAAGGUCAAGCAUUGACCUUAUUGUUAAAAGAUGAACUUGCAGCAGCAUAUAUCGUUAAAAAGGCCAUUCGAGAAAACGAAUUAUUAUCACAUGAACAAAAACAAAUCGAUUUACUUACUCAAAUGGCUAAUGAGUUUGAGGCUGGCUUAAAAAAUGGUAAAUUUAAAUUAUUCAAAGGUUUUGGAGGUAAAGGUUUAGAAAAUAUCGAAACACAAAGACAAGAAAUAAAAGAUAAGGAAGUAUUGACUUAUUAUCCUAAUGCAAUUGAAGAAAAUAGCAAGAAUGAUACAAAGCCUUCUGUAAACAAUAAUGAAAACAAUGACAUAGAAAUUCCUAAACUGGAAUACACUACAAUGGUAAAUCAAGAAAUAGAUAGUACCAGAACUUAUACUAUUAAGGUUAAUGUCAAUGAUUUACCUCAACUUGUUCGUUGGGAAGCUACUAAAAACACUACAUUAGCUUUUAUUAAAAAUGAAACUGGCUGUAGCAUAACCACUCGUGGGCGCUAUUAUCCACCUGGUACUGCUCCAAAAGAUAGUAAAUCAGAGCCUAAAUUAUAUUUGUUAAUAGAAACCAAUGAAGAAAAGAACAUAAAACUUUGUAUAGAGUUAUUAAAAGAGAAAGUACAAGAGGGUAUAAAGAAAGUUGAAUACCAGGCGUUUAAAAAUACAAAAUUUUAA